Molecule: messenger RNA, 1500 nt
Organism: Salpingoeca rosetta
Lineage: Eukaryota; Choanoflagellata; Craspedida; Salpingoecidae
Exons: 9
Coding region: 78-1313 (411 amino acids)
Cellular component (GO): SAM complex
Molecular function (GO): calcium ion binding
Source: RefSeq, a predicted model, not a curated record
GUGUGUGGUAAAUUCAUGGACCGAGUUGGUAAAAUCACUGAGCACGUUGGCAAAACCAUCGCAGCAGUGCAUGCAGGAUGGCGGACGGUGACAAGAUGCAGGAGCAGGUGGUGCGACGGCUGUUUCGAGCCUGGGACCUGGAUGGAAACGGCUCCUUGUCGCACACGGAGGUGAAGCGAGCCAUCCGCGCGCACCCGGCGUUGCGCAAGCACAUCACAAAGGAAGUUGGACCGCACUGGCAGCAAUUGUUUGAUGACUUGGACACGAACCAUGAUGGCAUGAUUGAGGAGCAAGAGCUGGCGGACUUCUUCCGCAAGCACGGCUUCAGCAUCCCACUCACACUGGUGGAGGACGUCAUCAAAUCAACCGAACAGCAACAACAACAACAGCAGCAGCAACAACAACAACAAGGGCAACAAGAGCCACGAGAGUCAGCUGCGACGCCUGCAGCCGCCACAAUGAGCGCGCCACAGCAGCAGCAACAGCAGCAGCAGCAGCAGCAACAGCAGCAGCAGCAGCAACAGCAGCCUCAAGACGAAUCGACCGUACAUCAACAACUAUUGCAAGAGGCGUCUGCCAUCCUGUCACGAACUCCACGGGAUGGCUCGACACAGCUCACCCUCUACCAGCAACCACCAGCCUGGGGUGUGUGCUCCAGUUCCCCUGUGAGCAUCGCAAUCCAAUCCUUUUGCACCUUCCACCAGAUCCCGUUCCAAGUCGUCAACACAACCAACACCGCCAUGUCCACACGAGACGUGCUGCCACUUCUUCGUGUCGGCGCGGACCGCGUGCUGGAGACACCAGAGGCCAUCUUCCAGCACCUCAGCAAACUAUCAGAUGCAAAUGACACUAACGGCAGCAGCGGUGGCGAUGAAACGAGUGCGGACGUGAGCGCAUAUCUCGCCCUCGUCCUGCCGCUCUUCAACAUCGCGGAAACACUGGUGUGGGAGGAGGCCGGCAACCGGGUGGCUGUUGGGCAGGAUGAGCUGUGCACAUAUCCGUGGCCGCUGCAGGUGCUGCUGGCGUGGCGCAGAAGAGUCGCCGCACGCACCGCCGCACACACGCGCAGGCAAUUCCAGCCCGCUGACGUUGAGCAGGAGAUUGACGACAUCUUCUGCGCUGUGAGCGCAAAGCUCGCCACAUGCGCCCCGCACAUCGUCGCAAACAGGUUUACGUUUGUGGAUGCGGUUGUGUAUGGGGUGCUGGCGUGGGCGCUGCACGCACCGCUGGCCGUCAACCCGUUCAAGUCGCGACUUGAGCGCUUCCCGGUCCUCCUCUCCUUCUACCACGAACUCCAACGCAUCCUCGAUUGAACGGGGGAGCGACGUGUGUGUGUGGGGGGGGGGUGUCUGUGUGUGUCUGUCUAUGUCUGUGUGUGUAUCUGUGUGUGUCUGCGUGUGUGUGUCCGUCCAUCUGUCCGCCUGUCUGUCAUUUUGUUCUUUAAUGUGGCUGCAUGCUGCUUGUGAUGUUCACUUGACAAGCCAAUACACAACUUCGCCA